AUGCUUCCAGUUACCUCCAUGCAAAAUGUCAAGUAUCAUGGAGUAUGUCUAAUCCAAACUUCCUUUCCUGGUGCUAUUCCUGGCGCUGCGGGACAGUCCCGCUGCCGGGGUCCUCGCAGAGAAAGGCCGUCGUUAUGGAAACGUAGCACGCGCCAGCGGCCGUUAAGCCACACGGGCACUGUCGAGGACAGUUUGCCGGCUCGGGGCCGCGGUUCCCGGAACCCAACGGCACCGACGACGAACCCCUCACGGACGCGCGAUGCCUCGGCCCAGUCGCCGCCGAUACCGCCUCAGACCUUGAGGGCAGCACGUCCAGCAACAGCCAGCUGCGGACGCGCACGUCGUCUAGCGCAGGCGCGGGGCGGGGCCACGGGCUGUCCCUGUGCACCGGAGACUUCCGCUUCCGGAGCCGCGACCAUCGCACUCCCGGGCUUGGCGGGCCGGCCGAGCGACGCACAGUGUCUGCUCCUGGCCGCUACGGUCCCUGAGUCUCGAUCACCCUCGCUCCGCAGCCUGCCAUCUGCAUUCCGCUACCCACCUCCGUAGCCAGCCAUGCUGGAGCAUCUGAGUUCGCUGCCCACACAGAUGGAUUACAAGGGCCAGAAGCUGGCUGAACAGAUGUUUCAGGGAAUUAUUCUUUUUUCUGCGAUAGUUGGAUUUAUCUACGGGUACGUGGCUGAACAAUUCGGGUGGACUGUCUACAUAGUUAUGGCCGGAUUUACUUUUUCAUGUUUGCUGACACUUCCUCCAUGGCCCAUCUAUCGCCGACAUCCUCUCAAGUGGUUACCCGUUCAAGACUCAAGCACAGAAGACAAGAAGCCAGGGGAAAGAAAAAUUAAGAGGCAUGCUAAAAAUAAUUAAUUGGGGUUUUCAUGAUUCAGCACCUGCUUUUGUUUCCUGUGAGCUGAGUUAAACUGCUUUCAUUAAAAUAUGAGCUAAAACCACAUAUGCUCUUAUGGCACAGCUACGUAUAGAUUUAGGUUCUCUUCAUUUCUAACCCAUUUGGGUUUUGACUUAUAGUUUAGACCCUCUCGUCAUAAUCUUGCUCUGAAAUGGGGAACAGAAAAUAUGAGUAUGCAGUUUCUUUCAGGUAUAGAUAAUGAACAACUGCCUCAUAAAUGAUAGUACAAUUUAACAAACAGAGAUGCACAAUUUAACUAUCAAAGUUUUGUAAUUCAUUAUGAGUUGCUUAACUGUUUUAAUGUUUCCAAUUAAAACUCAUAAUGCAA
Messenger RNA from Carlito syrichta (Philippine tarsier), 1229 nucleotides. It is a transcript of the gene SPCS1, whose product is annotated as signal peptidase complex subunit 1. Gene Ontology annotation, biological process: protein targeting to ER. The transcript has 5 exons. Gene Ontology annotation, cellular component: signal peptidase complex; endoplasmic reticulum membrane. The record is from RefSeq and is a predicted model, not a curated record. Lineage: Eukaryota; Metazoa; Chordata; Mammalia; Primates; Tarsiidae.